AUUCAUUUUGUGGAGCUGACAGGAGAGGGAUCAGUCUUACUAGCAAUGGGCUCUGAGAACAGUGCCCUGAAAAGCUACACACUGGAGGAGCCGAUUCUUACAUUACCUUCAGGGCUUUCCAUUUUUCCUGCAACAUUACAGGAUGGAAGACUGGCGUCUGUCUUUGUGUACCAGAGAGGAAAUGAGGAGAAGGUUAAUAAAGCUGCUAAGCAUUUGAAAACUUUGCGGCAUCCAUGCCUUCUGAGAUUUCUUUCAUGCACUGUUGAAGCAGAUGGAAUCCAUCUUGUUACUGAACGAGUUCAACCAUUAGAACUUGCACUGGAAACACUUACAGCUGAGGAAAUUUGUGCUGGGAUCUAUGACAUAUUACAGGCUUUAGUGUUCCUUCAUGAUCGAGGGAAGUUAACCCACAACAAUGUAUGCCUGGAGUCAAUAUUUGUAAGCGAAAGUGGUCACUGGAAAUUAGGUGGGAUGGAUACUGUCUGCAAAUUCAUUGAAGCCACACCUGAGUUUCUUCAAAGCAUACUGCCAGUAAGAGACAAAGGUGGCAUUCCUCCGGAAGACUCAACUGCAGAGUUUAAACUUCCCCCAGAGGCCUUUGGACAUGCUCGGGAUGCCUAUGCAUUUGGGACCCUGGUAGAGAACUUGCUUACCUUACUGAACGAAAGUGUUUCAGAAGACCUGAUGACAAGUUUCCAGAACACCCUACAAGGUGGCCUUUUGAAAACUGAUCCAUCCAGUCGCCCAAGUUUAAGCACACUGCUGUCUCAUGAAUUUUUCCGGAACGAUUUUCUUGAGGUUGUGCACUUUUUGAAGACUUUGACAUUAAAAUCUGAAGACGAGAAGAGUGAAUUUUUCAAGUUUCUCCUGGACAGAGUUCAAUCCAUUCCAGAGGAGCUGUUGGUUUCCCGAUUGGUUCCACAGUUGCUUAAUCCGCUUGUACUUGCUGAACCAGUUGCUGUUACAAGCUUCCUUCCUCAUCUGCUCAGGCCAAAGAAAGGUAAUACAGUGGAGACGUCAUCAGGCUGCCUUCUGUCCCAGGAUCUCUUCCAAGAGCAUGUUUUGCCUCUUCUGGUAAAGCUGUUCCAGGUUCACGAGGAGCAUGUUCGAAUGGUGCUGCUGACACACAUUCAUGCUUAUGCCGAUCUUUUCUCUCCGGAGGAGCUGAAGACCAAGAUCCUUCCUCAGGUCCUCCUAGGCUUGAGAGAUGCCAGUGACACACUAGUUGAAAUGACACUUCAUAGUCUGGCAGCAUUGGUUCCGCUGCUGGGAGCCCAGGUGGUGGUUGGUGGUGAGAGAAUCAAAAUUUUCAAGAGGACCACCCCGAGCUUCACCAAGUCUGUGGACAUUAUAUCCCAAGGUUCUCCUCUUCAUGUCAGCACAGAUCAGAGAAUUUCAUUUGCCCAGCCCAUGAAAAAUUCACAUAGUCCUUCCUCCACAACUAGAAAGUCAUUGUUUGGUAAAAAAAGUAUCAUCGAGAAGAACCAUCCACAGGCACAUGCUGUGCCAACAUCAGCAGAACUAAAAAGGAACGAAAAUGUGCUUCCAAAAUCUGUGGACAUAAUUUCAAGUAAAUCGAUGGAGUCCAUUUCUACCGCUCCAAACCAAAUCUCCCACCCAGCAGGGCCUACAGAGGAGUGGCCAGACUGGAACGAACCAGAGGAAGGAGAUGAGGGGAAAAAAGUAGAAAUACAGAUUCGAUCAGUGGAGCAUGACAUCAGUGCCAAUCAGAAAUCAGAUAAUGGUGCUUUGGACAAUGAGCCCUGGGAUGACUUUGAACCUUAUGGUGACAGUUCAGAAGUCUCAUCAUAUAGUCUUCCUAGCACUGCAUCCGAUCAGGUGAACACAUCUCAGGGUUCAAGUCUGAGCCACAACUCCCAAGACAAAAAGCAAUCCAAAGCCUUAAAACUAACUUCAGCACCAAAAAGGAACCCUGCAGAGGAUGUCAGUAAAUGGAAUAAUGAUGGCUGGAACCAGCAAACUGUGCCAAGUCAGAACAUUUCUGAUAAACAAGGUAAUGGCAGUAAAUUAAAAAGUGGUUUAGGGCUUGGAGAAGAGUUUGCUAUAGAAGUAAAGAAAAAAAUUGUGAAGGAUCCAGAGCUGGAUUUGUUUGCCGAUAUGGUACCACACAUUAAAUCAUCCUCUACAGUUUUGAUUCUGCCUUCUGAAAGGACAGAAAGAGUUGUACCUACUCAUGAGAAUGCAGUUCAGAAGGAGACUUGCUCAGAAACAAAUGAUCUAUCUUCAAGAUUUGCUGCUGCUGUUGACAUUAAUGAUGUCGAAGGUGAAGGCUGGACAGAAGAACUUAACUGGGAAGAGGAUGUAAACAGCUGGUAAAAUUUCCAGCAAAGUUCCUACCCUAAGCCAUUAAGAGACUUGUUAAUGCAACAAGAUAAAAUGUGCAAAUAUCUCAUAUGCAGUAAACAUUUUUCACAAUCACCUUACGGUUGCUGCUUUAUAAACAGGUUAAAGUCCCUUACUUUUGCAAACUUAAUGUGGGCCAGAAAAAAAAAAUCAAGAUUUUUAUCAUUAGAAAGCAUAAUUAAAAAUACAAGUUCUAUUAAAUAUGUUUUAUAUGUUCAGUUGUAUGUGCCAUGUUAGUAGCUGAUAAGGGCUUUUAAAUUUCUUUUUAAUAAGUGGUGUUUCAUUUACAUGUUAUGCUGACCCUUUAAGCCUCUUUCUUUUUCAUGUUUCAUAUUGACCCUUCUCUGUUCAGGACACAGUCCCAGCACUUAAAUUGUAAUGUACAGAGUACAGAAAUUUCAGAAUCCUAAAAUGUUUUGUAUGCUGCUUCCUGUAGUUCACGUUUCAAUUCCUUCAGCCUCCUUUUGCCUUCUUAGUAACGCUGAGCAAGUCUUUUAACCAAACAGUGCUGUGGGGCAGUAGGGAAAAUUGACUAGGGCUUCUAAACGGUCUCCUGGAUCAGUAAUUACCUAUGAUAUUAUGAAGCUAUGCUGUCAUUGACUCUGCGGCAAUGUAAACUUGUCAGAAAAAUAGAUUGUGAUUAAGCUGACCUUUUAUGGCUCCAAGAGGAACACAGUAAGUGCAUUAAAUCUGCAGUUUGAAAAGUCAUGUUAAACACACAGUCCACAGCAUGUAACAUUGACAGCUAAAAAGAAGCAUCAGUCCAGUUAAAGUUAAAGAUUGUGCGGCUCUAAAUUUGUUGAGUAAGUCCUGCAGCCACCACACUUCAUUGCAGAAUUGGUAUACUCAGGGUUGUACUGCUUGUGUGUUUUAACUGGAAAAUUAGGUAUCCUCUUUUCUCUAAGCUUUGUGACCUUGGAAUGAACAUACUAAACUAUAGUGGCCUAGGAAUGCUGAAGUUUUGAUAUAUUUCUUUGAUUUAUGCAUUUUUAUGUGCCCCCCCCUUCUCUCUCUCUCUCUAAUAUGUUGACCUUUUUGAGAUAAUGUGGUCGGUCUUGAUUUUCAGACGUAAGUGAAUUUUGAUUGUGAUAUUAGCCACCCUUUAUUAAGAUUUAACCUUUUCUGACUAAUGUAUAUUGGUCUGCCAUAUUGGGCUCAGAUUAACUGCCUUGUCUGCAUUCCCCUUCUGUCAUGUGACCCAUCCUGUCAUGGCCUUGUCUUGGCAAUGGUACUUGAAUAUAACAGGAGUAACCCGCUGCUCUGCAGUCAUUUAGAACCUUUCUCUUCUCUUAUUGACAGCCAGAGGUCAUUUGCGUGCAUAGUUAUGAUGGAAUGCAAACACACACCAUAUUCCUUCCAUUUGUUAGCAGUGUAUGAUAGUCGGUCAGCUAGUAAUACCAGCACCAAGGCAGGUGAUUUGUCAAAUCUAUGGUCAGCGUCUUUCUUCCCUUCUCCUAAACAAAUAGUACAGCAAAACCAGUCACAUUUGAUACCUCAGCCUUCUCUUUCCCUAGGCUUUCUCCUUCUAAUUUCAUUUCAUAUUUAAAGUCAUAUUGUCUUAGAAUGAUAACUGUACAGUUUGACUUUGUAAAAUGCCAAAUUAUAUAUUUAUUUCAAAAUGUUCACACGGAGCUAAAAUAAAUUGUUGACUGUCUCAAGAACAAA
Molecule: messenger RNA, 4029 nt
Organism: Protopterus annectens (West African lungfish)
Lineage: Eukaryota; Metazoa; Chordata; Ceratodontiformes; Protopteridae
Gene: SCYL3
Product: SCY1 like pseudokinase 3
Exons: 13
Coding region: 46-2337 (763 amino acids)
Biological process (GO): protein phosphorylation
Molecular function (GO): ATP binding; protein kinase activity
Source: RefSeq, a predicted model, not a curated record